AUGCCCAUUUUCCCUGAAUGUUGUAUAUGUAGAUUAAGCUUAAAAAAUAAUUUGUGUGUUGAAAAAAAUUGUGGUAAUGUUUUUCAUUAUAGUUGUAUAAAAAAAUGGAUAUCUGUCCAAAAAACUUGCCCGUUAUGUAAAUGUGUGUGUUAUAAGAAAAAUUUAUUGUAUAUUCAUUACGAAAUAAAUGAAGAUAAGAAAUUAAAAAUUGAUGAAAGGACGAUUAAUAAAAGUAAAGAUGAACUAUAUGACGAUUUAAUAAAAUUUGAAACAGAGCUGAUAAAGGAACAAAAUGAAAAUGAGAAAUAUAGCUUAGAAAUAUUAACCUUAACAAAUAAGAAUAAAAUAUUAACAGAUACAAUAAGUAAAAAUAAUAUAAAAAUAAAAGAAAACGAAUUUGAAAAAUUAAAAUUAAAAGAAUUAAAAGAUGAGUAUUUAAAGGAAAAAAUAUUACUUACUACAAAAGUUGAAGAAUAUGAUAAAGAAUUAAAAAAAUAUAAAAUAAUCGAAAAAUAUUUAGACAAACUAAAUAAAGAAGAUUUAAAUAAAUUCAAUUUGCUAUUUGGAUUAAAUGUGUUAAGUUUAGAAGAACAACAAAAUGUUAUUCUAAACUAUAUAAAAAAUUGUUUAGAUAUACAAAAAAAUCAUGCAUAUCUUGUUAAAAAUUUAAAAAAAGAUAUUAAUGAAAAAAACAGCCAAAUUCAAACUUUAAAAGAAAAAUUAUAUAAAUAUAAAUUAGAUGGUGCCAUAACAGAUAGUAAUGAUAAUCAGAUAUCAAAUGACGAAAAUGAUUCAAAAAAAAAAAUUAUAAUUAAAAAUAAAAUUAUUAGAAGAAUUAAAACUAUAGAUUCAGAAAAUGAAAAUAAUACACCAAAAAAAAGAUAUGUUCUUUGUUCAAAGUCCCAAAUGCCGAGUAAUAAUAUACAAAAUAAACAUAAUAAUUUUAUUGAUUUCAUAGAUAAACAAAUUAAUAAUUCUUACUCAUCAGAACCCUUAAAUAAUACACCAAGUAUCUCAAAAACACAAACAAUUGAAAUGAACUUGUUUAAAGGAAAAUCUGUUGAAAAUAUUUUUGAUACCAUUUCGAAUAAAAAGGAUAUUAUAGAUAAUAAUGAAAAAAACACAACCAUUAUAAAUAACAAAAUUGAUAAUUGGCAAAACAAAAAAGAUGUACAUGAAAUAUAUUCUAUUCCUACUGACUUGAGUCACAACAAUACUCCAAAUAAUAAUAAUAAUAAUAGUGUAAAAACCAAAACUUCUAUCUCUCCAACAUUAAAACGUAUAAAUAUAUAUAAGAUAAAAAAAAAUAAAAACAGCAAAUUGCUUAUUAAACAAUCAACAAAAAUAACGGAUUUUUUUAAAAAAGUGUGA
Plasmodium berghei ANKA is the source of this 1371-nucleotide messenger RNA. RefSeq names its product RING zinc finger protein, putative. The coding region runs from base 1 to 1371 and encodes 456 amino acids. The transcript has a single exon. The record is from RefSeq and is a predicted model, not a curated record. Lineage: Eukaryota; Apicomplexa; Aconoidasida; Haemosporida; Plasmodiidae.